AUGGCGUCACUGGGACCCGUUCCCUGCAAAUUAAACACCGUCAUCUCAUCCCAUUCCAAAUUCCCACACUUCUCUCCUCCGAAGCCCUCUAAUUGCUCUCUCCCUUCCACUCCUCUAUGCUCCUACGCCGUUCCCGAUUCCAAUAACCCUACCACCAACAGCAACAAGGAGAAUCUUCCUAGAGAACCAAAACCCAAACUUGAUAAUACUCAUAAUAGGGUCGACCAGAACCGCCAAAACGCGAUGUUUGAUGCAACCACCCUGAACGUUAAUUUGAUUGAGUUGUGCGAAGAGGGUAAGCUUGCUGAAGCUUUAGAACUCAUGGGUCAAGGUUCAGUUGCUGAUUAUGGUAUUUUUCUCGCCACGUUGAAUUUGUGCGAGGGUACGAGGUCGCUUGAGUAUGGGAAAAGGGUUCAUGAGUUCUUGAGAAGAUCGAGGUUUCGAGGGGAGGUUGAAUUGAACAAUAGGUUGAUUGGAAUGUAUGGGAAAUGUGGUAACAUGAAUAUUGCACGCAAGGUGUUUGAUCGAAUGCCAGAGAGAAACAUGAGUUCUUGGCACUUGAUGAUCAUUGGAUACACUGAAAAUGGCGCUGUGGUUGAUGCUUUGUUGGUUUUUCAGGAGAUGAAGGAGGCAGGGAUAAAGAAGAGAAGCGGUGUAGGUUGUCGCCGGAGGUUGUGGUGA
Molecule: messenger RNA, 681 nt
Organism: Arachis ipaensis
Lineage: Eukaryota; Viridiplantae; Streptophyta; Magnoliopsida; Fabales; Fabaceae
Source: RefSeq, a predicted model, not a curated record